This is a messenger RNA of Quercus robur (English oak), 3178 nucleotides long. RefSeq names its product receptor-like protein EIX2. NCBI's taxonomy places the organism in Eukaryota, Viridiplantae, Streptophyta, Magnoliopsida, Fagales, Fagaceae. Gene Ontology annotation, molecular function: protein binding. The transcript has a single exon. The coding region runs from base 17 to 2185 and encodes 722 amino acids. The record is from RefSeq and is a predicted model, not a curated record.
UUUAUUUUUUGAAAGCAUGGUCAUGGACGGUUCCUUGAGAUCAAUAGCCAUUACGUUAACCCUUUUCCUUUGGUUGCUCACUAUAGUGACUCUUCUUCCUAAGCUCUGCAGCGGUGAGUUUGAGGUUCGUUGCAUUGAAAGUGAGCGACAAGCACUUCUCAAGUUCAAGCAAGACCUUGAAGAUCCUUCGAACCGGCUUGCCUCUUGGGCUACAACUGAUGAGGAUUGUUGUCACUGGUUGGGAGUUGUCUGCCACAACCUUACUGGUCAUGUCCACCAACUCCAUCUCAGAAGCGUUCCUCCUUCGGAUGACCAGUUUACAACUGAUGAUCAAUAUGGAGCUCAAUUAGAAGCUUAUAAGCGGUCAAGGCUUAUUGGUAAGAUAAAUCCUUCUCUACUUGAUUUGAAGUAUUUGACUUACUUGGACCUUAGCUACAAUGAUUUUUGUGGCACUCAAAUUCCCAAAUUCCUCGGUUCAAUGGGGAGUUUAAGAUAUCUUAACCUCUCCAAUGCAAGAUUUGGAGGAAUGGUACCUCAUCAACUUGGGAAUCUCUCAAAUAUGCACUAUCUUGAUCUUGGAGGUAAUUAUGGCUAUAAUUUAUAUGUCCUGAGCCUUCAAUGGCUUUCUGGUCUUCCUUUACUACAACACCUUGAUUUGAGUUAUGUAGACCUUAGCCAAGCCUCUGAUUGGUUACAGGUGACAAACAAACUCCCUUCCUUGUUAAAGAUGUGGUUGUCAGGUUGCUACCUUGGUUUUACCCCAUUAAUACCCAAUAUUAAUUUUUCAUCUCUCACCACCCUUGAUCUUUCAUCCACCACUUUAGAAAACAACUUGAUUCCAAAAUGGGUCUUUGGUCUUCAUAAUUUGGUUUCUCUUGAUCUAUCUUCCAUUGGGUUUCAUGGUUCAAUUCCUAUUGAUCUACAGAACAUGACUUCACUUAGGCACCUUGAUCUAUCUUACAACUUCUUCAACUCUUCAAUUCCCAAUUGGUUGUACAAUUUUAGUCAUCUUGAAUUCCUCAACCUUGGCUCCAACAAUUUUCAAGGUACAAUCUCUAGUGCCAUUGGAAACCUAACAUCUGCCAUUAGAAUAGACUUCUCCGGCAACGAACUUAAUGGAAAGGUACCAAGAUCUUUGGGUAAUCUCUGCAACCUAAGAGAAAUUAGAUUUUCAUAUAACAAAUGGAAUCAAAAGAUAUUUGAACUCUUAGAAAGUUUAUCAAGAUGUGUUUCACAUGGACUAGAGACCUUAGAAAUGAAUGAUGCUAGACUUUCUGGGCAUUUGAUCAAUGAGCUUGGGCAAUUUAAAAAUCUAGUUGUGCUGUCUUUGGGGUAUAAUUUAAUUUCAGGUCCAAUUCCAUGGUCUAUAGGAAAUCUUUCAUCUUUGAGAUCCUUGAACCUUGAGACUAAUCAAAUUAACGGAACUCUCCCUCAAUGUUUUGGACAGCUAUCCAAAUUAGAGUAUCUAAAUCUUGAUUCAAAUAUAUUGGAGGGUGUAGUAUCUAAAGUCCAUUUUGCCAAUUUAAUGAGACUAACAACACUUGUUGCAUCUCGAAAUCGGCUGACUUUAGAAGUAAGUGACAAAUGGGUCCCUCCUUUUCAACUAAAUGCUUUAUAUUUGAGAUCAUGGAUAUUAGGGCCAAAAUUUCCUUUAUGGUUUUGUUCACAAAAGCAUCUUGAGUUUUUGGAUAUAUCUAACACAGGGAUUUCAGAUUUGAUUCCUCAUUUGUUUUGGAACUUGUCUUCUCAGUUUACUUAUCUGAAUAUCUCUCACAAUCACAUUCAUGGAAAUAUUCCACAUAUCCCAAUGCUUUUGUCCAUGUCAUCAGUGAUUGAUAUGAGUUCUAAUCAAUUCAUAGGUUCAUUACCUUAUAUAUCCCCUAAUGUGAGUUUUCUCGAUCUUUCUGACAAUAAAUUGUCUGGAUCUAUUUCUCACUUUUUGUGUUACAAGAUGAAUGAGGUCAAACAUAUGAAAUUUCUCAAUCUUAGAAAAAAUCUCUUAUCAGGAGAAAUAAGUGAUUGUUGGGAGAUGUGGCAAAGUUUGUUUGCCUUAAAUUUGGGAAACAAUAAUUUUACUGGUAGUAUCCCAAUAUCCAUUGGUUCUUUGGUUGCUCUUUCAUAUUUGCACCUACAAGACAACAAAUUCUCUGGAAAAAUACCACUAUCUUUGAAAAAUUGUGAAUAGUUGGUGGCCAUUGAUAUUGCUAAGAACGAGUUUGUUGGAAGCAUACCUUCAUGGAUGGAAUAUAAUUUGUCAAAGUUGGUGAUUCUCAACCUUCACUCAAAUAAUUUUCACGGUUACAUUCCGAAAGAACUAUGCCUUCUAACUUCACUUCAAAUCUUGGACCUUUCAAAUAAUAAGCUAUCUGGAAGCAUACCUAAAUGUGUUUACAAUUUUAGCUCUAUGACCCAAGCCACAUAUCACAGCUCAAAUUAUCCCUUUCUUUUAUAUCAGCAAUCACUAGGAUAUAAUUCUAUACCUUUCGAAAGUGAAUUGCUUGUGAUUAAGGGAAAAGUUCUUGAGUAUUCCACCAUUCUUCAAAUGGUAAAAAUUAUAGAUUUUUCCAAGAACAAUUUGUCUGGAGAGAUCCCCAGAGAAGUGACUAGUCUCACAGGAUUACAAUCAUUGAAUUUGUCAUUUAAUAUCUUGACUGGAAGGAUUCCUGAGAAUAUAGGUGAUAUGAGAUCAUUAGAAUCUAUUGAUUUCUCAGUAAACCAACUUUCAGGUCAAGUUCCUGAAAGUAUGUCAAGUUUGACAUUUUUAAGUCACUUGAACUUGUCAAACAACAAUUUAACUGGGAGAAUUCCUUCAGGCACUCAGCUACAAAGCCUCAAUGAGUCCAGUUUUUUUGGAAACAAACUUUGUGGACCUCCACUUAUUGAUAAUUGUACUAUAAAGGAUGUAAAACCCAUAUUUGAAAACAAAUGGAGCAAGCAUUUUCAUCCACUUAAGCUGGAUUGGUUUUAUGUGAGCAUGGCACUUGGAUUUGUGGUUGGGUUUUGGGUUGUAUUGGGCCCCUUACUAUUGUACAAGCAGUGGAGAAUCAUGUACUUUCAAUUCCUUAAUCACCUAGGGUACAAGCUUUGGAGUGUUGUGGCACAAACUUGGUAGUAGUGUAACUAAAUGUUGUAAGUUUCUUAAUAUUUAGUGCAGAAAUAUGGUAACCAUAUGAAUAAA